GGGCGGCUCUUGUUAACCUCGACGAAGGAGAAGCUUCACGUGUGGAUCAUGGUCGUCUGUUACCGCAGCAUUUAGCUUGUUUAUAACCUGAUAUCACAAAUCAGUUCUUCAUUUUCAGGACACUGACACUCACACAGGGAGAACCAUGUCAUCCAGCUGCCGACGGCCUGAGCACACAGCUCCUCCAGAUGUGUUCUACAAUGAAGAGGAGGCAAAGAAAUACUCCCAGAACUCUCGAAUGAUUGAGAUCCAGACCCAGAUGUCAGAGAGAGCUGUGGAGCUUUUGAACCUGCCAGAGGGACAGCCAUGCUUCCUGUUAGAUGUGGGGUGUGGCUCUGGUCUCAGUGGAGACUACCUGUCAGAGGAGGGACAUUACUGGGUUGGAGUCGACAUCAGCACAGCAAUGUUAGAUGUUGCUCUGGACAGAGAAGUAGAUGGAGACCUUCUAUUGGGGGACAUGGGUCAGGGGAUGCCUUUCCGACCCGGCACCUUUGACGGUUGCAUCAGUAUUUCUGCCCUGCAGUGGCUUUGCAAUGCAGACAAGAGGACACAUAGUCCUCCAAAGAGACUCUAUACCUUCUUUAGUACUCUCUACUCUUCUCUGUCAAGAGGCUCACGCGCAGUUUUUCAGCUUUAUCCAGAGAACUCAGAGCAGCUGGAGCUGAUCACGGCGCAGGCCAUGAGGGCAGGUUUCAGUGGAGGGAUGGUGGUGGACUACCCCAACAGCAGCAAGGCAAAAAAGUUCUUCUUGUGUCUGUUUGCUGGAGUAACAGGAGUCCUUCCCAAAGGACUGGGAUCAGAAGCUUCAGACAAAACUGUUUCAAACCAGGUCCAGUACUCAGGACAAAGAUGCCGGUUUAAGAACAUGAAGGGUAAAUCAGCAAAGAAGGGACGAGAUUGGAUCUUGGAGAAGAAGGAGAGGAGGAGAAGACAGGGACGGGAGGUUCGAGCCGACACAAAAUACACCGGACGUCAGAGAAGACCUCAUUUCUAACUGUGACUCACACAGCUGUGCCUUCAGCAGCAGCCUGUCUCUUCUGUGCCGCCCUGCGCACAGCAGCCACCUGCAGCAUUUGGGCUCAGUUAAUUUCUCAAUUCUUUAGUUCAAAUGGAUGAGAGGGAGUGAAAUGCCAUUACUGUCGUUCUUUUUUUAUAUUUGGUCGAGUGAUUGGCAAAUUGUUUCUCUCAUAUGGUGGCUAGACUGCGCUCUUCAUGUUCAUGUCGGCCGGAAAAUACUACAUGAACAGACACAUGCUACCAACAUCAACACCAUCAUAGAGUUAAAACUGUUUUUAUAAAUUAUGAAAUGUCAUCCUCCAUUUCUGAUCAGCUUUUUGUUUUAUCUGCAAUAUUUCAAUCUCAAUUAAAACUAAACCAAAAAAUAGAA
Molecule: messenger RNA, 1387 nt
Organism: Lates calcarifer (barramundi perch)
Lineage: Eukaryota; Metazoa; Chordata; Actinopteri; Centropomidae
Gene: bud23
Product: BUD23 rRNA methyltransferase and ribosome maturation factor
Exons: 12
Coding region: 146-994 (282 amino acids)
Biological process (GO): rRNA (guanine-N7)-methylation
Cellular component (GO): nucleolus
Molecular function (GO): rRNA (guanine) methyltransferase activity
Source: RefSeq, a predicted model, not a curated record